This is a messenger RNA of Tachyglossus aculeatus (Australian echidna), 525 nucleotides long. It is a transcript of the gene CRABP2, whose product is annotated as cellular retinoic acid binding protein 2. Lineage: Eukaryota; Metazoa; Chordata; Mammalia; Monotremata; Tachyglossidae. Gene Ontology annotation, cellular component: cytosol; nucleus. Gene Ontology annotation, biological process: fatty acid transport. The transcript is spliced from 4 exons. The coding region runs from base 1 to 417 and encodes 138 amino acids. The record is from RefSeq and is a predicted model, not a curated record. Gene Ontology annotation, molecular function: fatty acid binding.
AUGCCCAAUUUCUCCGGCUCCUGGAAAAUUGUCCGUUCGGAAAACUUCGAGGAUCUUCUCAAGGCGCUGGGUGUGAAUGUGAUGCUGCGGAAGAUCGCGGUGGCCGCCGCCUCCAAGCCGGCCGUGGAAAUCAAGCAGGACGGCGACAACUUCUACAUCAAGACGGCGACCACGGUGCGCACCACCGAGAUCACCUUCCGGGUCGGGGACGAGUUCGAGGAGCAGACGGUCGACGGUCGCCCCUGCAAGAGCCUGGUGCGGUGGGAGACGGAGAACAAACUGGUGUGCGAUCAGCGGCUGCUCAAAGGGGAGGGGCCCAAGACGGCCUGGGCCCGGGAACUCACCAAUGACGGCCAACUGAUCCUGACCAUGACUGCGGACGAUGUCGUCUGUACCCGAGUCUACGUCCGGGAGUAGGACCUAGAGGAGGGCGACUCCUGGGACCAGAUGGGCCGACGCCCCCCUAACCCCUCCCUCAGCAGGGACCCCGUUUACCGCGCCCCGUGCCCCCUCCCCCAGGUUAGU